Molecule: messenger RNA, 359 nt
Organism: Staurois parvus
Lineage: Eukaryota; Metazoa; Chordata; Amphibia; Anura; Ranidae
Source: the annotation of a GenBank genome assembly
CCCCUAACCUCUUUCUGGACAGUGCUGAUUGGCCCUGUGCUGAUCACAUGCACUCUCCCAAGAAAAGAAAAAAAACCUCUCUAGCAAUACACACCAAACUGAGCAUGUGCAGAGUGUCUCAACACGAUAUGUCUCAUUGGGAGAUAAGAGGGGGGCACUGGAAGAAAGGGAGGACCAAAGAAUCUAGAUCAAACAGCCUUUUUUACACAAUGCAGAGGAUUAACCCCUUAGGUUCCAUAGUGAGUAUAAAACAAGCAUGCUGUACUGCAUAUACAGACUGAUUUUACUGUUGUGGGUUUAGUAACACUUUAUUUUAAUGCAUUAUCUGCAUUAAGGCAAAAAAAAAAAAAACCUUCAGU